Effrenium voratum is the source of this 664-nucleotide messenger RNA. Lineage: Eukaryota; Dinophyceae; Suessiales; Symbiodiniaceae. The record is from the annotation of a GenBank genome assembly.
GCAGUUUUACCAGACGCUGAAGAAGGGUGCCCAGCUGAACAAGUUAGAGCCUGGCUGGGUCGACGCCGGCCCGUAUGGCUGGGUGUACCUUCUGAAGGAGGACAAGCUGGUCACCGACAAAGCCCUCCAAGUGAUGCAGUUGACCAAGCCAAUUCCAGACACGGACGGCCCUUUCGUUUCGCUGCCAUUUGACGGCCACAUAAUCCACAGCGGGAACAAGCAUCCCGCGCAGACGGAGCGUUGGCUGCUGGCUACGCGAUGUUGGGGUUGGAACCAAGGUUGGAAGGAGGAUCGCACGCGGGCCGACACGGCUUUUCAUCAGGCAGCCAAAGGUCACCGCGCGCAGGCCAGCGCCGCGCAGGUGGUCGCUUGCAGACCUCUAGACGGAGACCUGGCGGUUGAGAUGCAGGAGCGCCUGGCUCGCGUGGACACAGUGGCGCGCAAGGUGAUGGAGCUCUACACGAAUCAGAAGGGCAAGGACAAGACGGAGUACAGCGAUCUGCAGGUGCAGUGCCUGGUGGGCCAGGGGCUGGUCAAGCCGCAGGCCUACGAUGCUCUGACAUGGUGCCGCAAGCAAGAGAAGCUCUUCAGGCUUCAGUCGCUGGCGGCAGUGUUUCAGCACUUCAAGAGCCAGAGUCACGUCAGGUCACAGGACGACGGCGGA